GGCUUCGAACAAAGCAGAACAUACUCGAAGGCGCAGCAAAACGUUCUGGCACUCUUUCCAACGAGCAUCGUUGUAACCAACGCACCUUUUGCGUUUCAUAGCUCAUGCUAUGAAACGGCGAAUCUCUCAUGAAAGGCUUUCUUCCUACACGACGACGACUCGAUUUCAUUUCCUAGGGAAGACGCUGGGGAAACAAGGAAGCAGUGUCGGUACUUGUUACCGCAUAUUCGAUACGAUCCACUCAUGACCAGCGACGCCCAACCCCGAUCUGGUGACGAUAGAAAUGCCGACUUGUACUCUGUGGACGACGACAGCAGCGACGCCAGCUCGUUGGACUCGGACGGAUCGAGCGGUUUUAGCCAAAUCCGGACCACAAGCAAGACGUCUGGUUCCAUGUGUCCAGAGGACGAGGGGUCAGAAACGAGCACGACCUUUUCCGCCCCGGGCGUCGGCCACGGCAGCUGCCGUAGCCGUAGCCGCAACAACAAUAACCACAGUAACACGGAGAACUCGCCGUCGUCGUUUCUACCUUUGGCUGGUGAUGCCGAUUUCGAUUCGGGGGCAAGAAUUGCGGAAGGAGAAUUCCAUUCGUUCCGCAGCACUUCGGUAACCCACUUUCUGGCAGCGGUGGGGGAUCCGGGCGAGGGCAACGCGCGUGUCGAUUCUUUGGGAUCGCCCGAAGCCACGGACGACAUCAUCGAAGCGGACCACGAAAGCAGGACGGGAUCGUUUGUCGACGUGAUUUCUACGAAAAAGGGUAUCCUGGUCAUGGCCAUAUGCACCGCUAUGUUUUUUGUGCUUGACAUCGUCCUCUUGUGGUUUUGUAUUAAACCGCCCAAGGCAGAAUGAUUAAUGUUUCCCUGCACACGGUUUGGUGACCAAGAUACAAGACAUUUUUCACUCCACUGUUGUCACUUAGUUUUUGAAACAGGCAAAAAGUAUCCACCCGUAUAACGUUGGCAAUAAAAUGCGAAACUUUCUUUUUUAGGGGCGAAAAAUUAUUCUUCGUUGUGGUUGUUCAACAGCGUUUGCGAUCGUUCGUUGUAAUGGGUCCAAUUGGAAUCCUUUUUUGAUUCAAUAUGAUGCAACAUUUCAUUGUACGUUGAGUAUCUUCCCAUAGGGGGCUCAAUGUCUGUUUCGGGGUGGAAUAAUGUGAAAUUGUAAUGGGGAGUAUGCUGCUGGGCUUUGAGUAGACCAAUUCGCCAAAGAUUGAUCAUUUCUGCCUGACUGUCGCUUAUCUUUAAGAUUCCGUCGUAUCUCGUGUAUUCGCCCUUUGACACGUUCACACGCAGGUCUUGCUCCCAAGGUUUGGUUCUACCGGUAAAGUGAUGAAAAUCUCGGUAGGGAGGAGAUAGGUUUCCUUUCCGAAAACAUGAAUGCGGCUUCAAGGGAUCACCGGAAACUAUGUUCUCUAUAUGAACAAUAUCGCCCCCGUCUCCGGUGCUGGACCAUUGUUCUAUGUCUUUUCCGAUGACGAUGGAAACGCUCUUUUUGACAUAUUUUGUCCAGUAGUAGAGUAAACCUUGAUCGGCAAA
Pseudo-nitzschia multistriata is the source of this 1535-nucleotide messenger RNA. NCBI's taxonomy places the organism in Eukaryota, Bacillariophyta, Bacillariophyceae, Bacillariales, Bacillariaceae. The record is from the annotation of a GenBank genome assembly.